AACAGGUGUUGCCUGCCCAAGUGCCCAGCCUCGCUUCUCCAGUCAAUUCUCAGCCUCGUCCUCCGCCUCCGCUCCCGCUCUCUCCUCUCCUUGGCCUCCGCUUCCGCUCCUGCCUGGAGGCUGCAUCAAACCCUACCGCUCCGGACCUCCCGGCUGGCCGCGAGAUGCGACGCCUGUCCGGCCCCUAAUCCUUCUCCUCGAUACUGCCCCUCGCCCGCCCGCCCGCCGGCAUGGGCCGCUACGGGCCCUUCCCUGCCGCCGCCGGUGAUGGCGGGGGCUGCCUGCCCCUGCCGAUUGUAGCGGCUGAAGGCGCGCUGGCUGUCCUGGACGGCGCCAUUGCGACCGCGGCCUUCGUGCAGUUAGCAAGGAUUCAUAGGCACAACCAGCUACAAGGAUGGACUCGGCAAAAGAUAUUCCAUUUUAUGAUUGGUCUAUCAAACAUAGUAUUCCUAGUAUAUUUCGUGUCUACCAUCAUUGCUACUUGUCAGAGAUGGAUUUGCUGGGUACAUGGAUGUGGAUUUGUUCUCAUGGCUAGUCCACAGAUAUUGCUUCUUGCUUCUUUCCUCUUGCUACUGUCAUUCUGGGUUGACCUGUGUCAUCAGACAAAUGAUGAAGACGAAGAAGAUGGAAGGAGUCAGAGUCACCAUGAAGCUUUACUAGACAGAACAAAAGCGAAACCUGGCAUUCAUCCUGUUAAUAUCCGUCAGAGGUGUUGCCCAGGAAUACAGCUUGGAAGCCGGCAAAAAUUUGUGAUUUUGGUGCUUCUACUGUCAUUUGUUGUUAUGCUUGCCUUUGCCAUCCUCAUAUGGGUUGGUAGAGGAGACAAUCCUAUCGAUUCUUCUCUACUGAAAAGGGUUUAUUUGGAUGUAUUUUCAGUAGUAGUUAUUGUACUUGGUGGUGCUCUGGCAUGUUACGGUGCAGUGUUAUUCUCGAAGAUGAGCAAAGUUCGUUCUGAAACUGUAUCAACUGAGAAGUGGAAGGUUGCCAGUUUAGCUGCUGUCUCGCUGAUCUGUUUCUCGUCUUCUGCUAUACUUGCACUUGUGACUAAUGUUCCAGUGCUUUUGUAUUGGUACUCAACAGAUGUGGACAUCAUCAACAAUGCUGUUAUUUUGUUUAUAUAUUACUUCAUAGGCUCGUCAGUGCCAUCAGGAUUUGUUCUAUGGAUCAUGAGAGAGAUGCCUCAUCGGCAGGUAGUUGAAAGAUCCGUAGAAUCGAGGGUGGUUACUUUGUUCAGGGAAAGACCAUCAACUACGCAGGAUCCACAGUGGAGGACAGCUGUCACAUCCUCAAACAAGGCCCUCAAGUCAAGCCCAAUUUAACCUGAAGACAAACCAUCGACAGUGAUACCUCACGUUCUGCUUAAUGUGCUGGGACUAAUACCAACACGUCAGGGUCACAACUGGCGUCUGCUGGCAUUGCGCUAACUGAUGCAUUUAGAACUGAAGGUUGGGGCCAUAUUUGAAGAAUUAACAAAAUGUAAAUAGCUUUGGCAGUUACUUUACCCUUUUAGAUGUAACAAACUCAUCCCGUUGGUUACAUGUACCUUGUUUUAUUUAGCGCUUCAUCUAAUUUACCGUAGAAGGCAUGUGUUCAACC
Molecule: messenger RNA, 1596 nt
Organism: Zea mays
Lineage: Eukaryota; Viridiplantae; Streptophyta; Magnoliopsida; Poales; Poaceae
Exons: 13
Coding region: 231-1319 (362 amino acids)
Source: RefSeq, marked predicted